Molecule: messenger RNA, 1227 nt
Organism: Symbiodinium natans
Lineage: Eukaryota; Dinophyceae; Suessiales; Symbiodiniaceae
Source: the annotation of a GenBank genome assembly
AUGGCAUGGGCGGAAAUCUCAGAGGAGCCCCAUAUGAAACAUGCACCGCUUUCAGCCGCCGCGAUCUGCAGCGGCAGCUCCCAGCUUAGGUACAUCUAUGCCGCUUGUUUUACUUUGGAGCUCUUGGCGCGUUUGUUGGCUUUUGGUCUGGGGCUUUUCCUAUCUGACGAUGGUCUUUGGAGCGUUUUGGAUGUCAUCAUCGUCUGCAGCUCAUGGUGGGACAUCGGCCUCGAUAUCGCGGAACGUGUGAUGCAAGAUGCGGAGGUCGGAGAGGUCGGGGCUCUUCCGGGGAUCUCCUCCUUGAAGGCUUUUCGUGUGCUACGGAUCACGAAGAUCGUGAAAACCCUGAGAUUGGUUCGGAUAUUCCGAUUCGUCAUGGCCUUGCGCACGCUGGUCACAUCCAUCUUUCACACGCUGAAGUCACUGUUCUGGGCGCUGCUCCUCCUGGUCAUCAUCGUCUACGUCUUUGGUGUCAUCUUUGUCCAGGCCGUGGAUGAGUACAUCAUGGAUAGCAAUCCACCGUCGCAGACCAUACUGCUCGCGAGGAGUCGCUUCUUUUCCUCAUUGCCUGAGACCAUGCUGAGUCUCUACAUGAGCAUCCUUGGCGGCGUUAGCUGGGAAGAGAUGGUGGUUCCUUUGGGAAGCAUGUCUCCCGUCUGGCUGCUCCUGUUCCUCUUUUAUAUUUCUUUUGCAUACCUAGCUGUGCUCAACGUGAUUACUGGAGUCUUCUGCCAAUCGGCAAUCGAGUCUGCGCAGAGUGAUCAUGCAGCCAUCGUCCAAGCAAUCUUAGCCAACAAGCACGCUCACUUGGAGAAGAUCCGUGAGCUCUUUGGCAAGCUCAACGAUGACGAUGGGAUCAUUACCUACAAUGCUUUCGAGGACAAGAUCCAUUCGCCAGAUGUCCGUGAGUACUUCGAAUCUCUUGGCUUAGAUGUUUGGGAUGCCUGGACUUUCUUCAAGCUCUUGGAUGAGGAUGCCGGGGGUGCCGUUGAGACGGAGGAGUUUUUGAUGGGUUGCCUUCGUCUGCGUGGGCCGGCGAGGGCGAUGGAGCUUGCCAAGAUCAUCCAAGAUCAGAGUUGGCUCAUCAAGAACCUGGACCUUCUGGGAACAUACGUGGAGUCGGAGAUGAGUGGGAUCAGGAAGGACCUCAAGGACCUUGCGCGCCUGACGGGUGUCGGCAAUGUUUCACCCAAGAGCACCUCUCCCAAAGCCGAUUUCAAGUUCUGA